AUGCGGAUGAUGCUUGUUUUGUUUGUGGUAAUAUCAAAUUGUGAAGCAGAAGAGUAUGUGGUUAGAGAUAGUGAAUCAUCUUGGCUGCUUCCUCUUCCUCAAGCUGAGUGGCUCAACGAAUGGGCUUCUACUCACCGCUUCAAGAUUGGCGAUUCUCUCUUAUGGAAGUACGAUGAAGGAUCAGAGUCAGUGCUGCAAGUGAAUAAGGAACACUAUCAUAACUGCAACAAGUCUAACCCUACUCAAGAUCACAAAAAUGGACGGGCUAAGAUAGAGUUGAACAGGCCAGGAUCAUUUUACUUCAUAAGUGGCACACGAGAUCAUUGUGAGCAAGGCUUGAAGCUGCAUGUGAGAGUCUUGUCUGGCAAUCACGCCAUAGGAGAUUGUCCUCAUUGCAUUUCUCCUCCGCCACAAGAUCCUUUUUGUGCUACUUGUCAUCAUGCUCCGCCACGAUUUAAAUGCGAAUCUUGUCAUGUUCCUCCGAAAGAGGAUUUUAAUCCACCGAAUGAUUCUAAGGAAAAAGGAUCUAAGGACAAGGGGUCUAAACAGAAAACGUUUCCACCAUAUCAAAACCAUCACCUAAGGGAUCUCAACCUCUAG
This is a messenger RNA of Neltuma alba, 600 nucleotides long. Its product is annotated as early nodulin-like protein 3. Gene Ontology annotation, cellular component: plasma membrane. The coding region runs from base 1 to 600 and encodes 199 amino acids. Gene Ontology annotation, molecular function: electron transfer activity. The transcript is spliced from 2 exons. Lineage: Eukaryota; Viridiplantae; Streptophyta; Magnoliopsida; Fabales; Fabaceae. The record is from RefSeq and is a predicted model, not a curated record.